Messenger RNA from Eremomyces bilateralis CBS 781.70, 870 nucleotides. RefSeq names its product RabGAP/TBC. Gene Ontology annotation, molecular function: GTPase activator activity. The annotation marks the transcript as partial. Gene Ontology annotation, biological process: activation of GTPase activity. The record is from RefSeq and is a predicted model, not a curated record. The transcript is spliced from 2 exons. Lineage: Eukaryota; Fungi; Ascomycota; Dothideomycetes; Eremomycetales; Eremomycetaceae.
AUGCGGUCGCUGGGAGAGGCACAAAAAUGCUGGGCGCAGUUAGAUGAUUUCACAACCCUCGACCAUGUCCGAACCUAUAUCAAAGAACAUGGCACCGCAGGUCCAAGCCUGUCUGGCCUCCGUUCUGUAUGCUGGAAGGCAUUUCUCCUGUUUAACUCCCUAGACCGCGACACAUGGUCAUCAACGCUGCAGAGCUCCCGAACAGCAUACCAAUCCCUCCGCGAACACCUCCUUAAGUAUAUCGAGAAUCCCAAUGAGGUGGAAACGGCCGUCGACCCGCUCAGCGAGAGCGAAGAGUCUCCCUGGGUGGCGCUGCGCAAGGACGAGGAGCUCCGCAACGAGAUAUACCAAGAUGUUGAGCGAUGUAUGCCUGAGAAUCUAUAUUUCCGUCAACCAUCGACGUCGACGAUGUUGCUGGACAUCCUAUUCAUAUUCUGCAAGCUGAGUCCGGAUAUCGGGUAUAAGCAAGGCAUGCACGAGAUAUUGGCCCCGAUCCUAUGGGUGGUCGAGCGUGAUGCGGUCGACUGUGGAGAAGAGCAUGGGAAUGAGGAUCUAGCGAUCUUAAUGUUUGACGCAAAAUUCGUCGAGCAUGAUUGCUUUACCUUGUUCGGACUCAUAAUGCAAGGCGCAAGGUCAUUUUAUGAGGUACCAGGCGCCGAUGCAAAGCCAACAGCCGGCUUGAGAUCACCGAAAGUGUCGAGAUCUCUCGACUCUCCCUUGAUCGUGCGUAUCAAACGAGUUUACGAAGACUACCUCCCCCUCGUCGAUCCUCGUCUCGCCGAACACCUUUCCACCGGCGACGUCGUCCCGCAAUUAUUCAUGAUGAAAUGGCUGCGCCUGCUCUUCGGCCGCGAAUUCCCCUUCGACUCC